AUGGAACGUUGGCUUAAAGGCGUUAAACGUGUUGCAACAACAUCUUCUAACGAAGCCGAAUGUUCAAAAGUAGUUCGCGCGGAGUAUACAGCAAUUACCGAUCCAGACGAUUAUGCAACGACGUCAAGUUCCACGGUUUCAAAGGCGAAAAAAAGGAAGUAUGAUGAAUCAUAUAUCAGUUUCGGAUUUGUUGAUUCCAAAGGCUCACCUCUCUGCAUGUUAUGUAGUAAACUGCUUCCUAAUAGUUCCAUGGCACCUGCCAAGUUGGGCCGACAUUUAGAAACUGUACACCCUGAGUCUAAAGACAAGAAUAAAGACUUUGUACGUAAAAAAGAACAGUUAUUGGAAAGUCAAAAAACUAUGAUGCAUGUAACCCAAACUAUCAAUGAAAAGGCCACAGAGACAUCAUAUUUAGUUAGCUAUCGCAUUGCACAAGCAGUAUCAAAUUUGGUUAAACCUGAGAAAGUUUUGAAAAUUCCACGACAAUACCAGUGGUCUAAAGAAGAAAACAUCUCAGAGGAAGCAGAAAUAUUUGAUGAUUGGUCAAAGGAUAAUGAUCUUAAUACUGAUACAGAAAAUACUCCCAUAGACUGGUUCAUGAAAUUGUUUGAUGAAGACAUUUUUGAUUUACUGGUUACACGAGGUGAAGAUAGAAUCCCAGAUUCUAAUGAAGCUCAAGCAGAACUUCCUAUAGUGAGUGAUGAUGUGCCAGUGUUACGUGACAGCGUUACAAUGGAAAUCCCAGUGAAUCCAAAUUUGAAAAAUGAGCCUAUUCAAUUAGAACCGAAGAAGCCCAUUCCAAGUUCAUCACAAGAAGAAACAAACACAUCUAUACCGAGUGAUGAAACAUCCAAUGAUUGCAAUAUUAGAACGCGCUCUGAAAGACUAGUAAAAGCUCCCAUUAAGCUUGAUCUCUAA
Diabrotica balteata is the source of this 918-nucleotide messenger RNA. The record is from the annotation of a GenBank genome assembly. NCBI's taxonomy places the organism in Eukaryota, Metazoa, Arthropoda, Insecta, Coleoptera, Chrysomelidae.